CUGCUGAGUUGUACGGUCAAAGUGAAAACACAGGCAGUUAUGAUGGCCAUUGUUGCUUGGGGCCGAAAAUGAUUCAAAUAUGUGAGAAGCCGGGUUAAAUGGGUGUCGUUCGCUUCAUGUAGAUCAUGGAAGAUUCAAGGGGUACAUCGGAUGAGCUUCGUGCCAUAUUUAAUCUUUGUGAUGAACAGAAAGAAGGCUAUAUCUCCACCCAACAUUUUACUAACUUGAUCAAGGAACAUCUCGGAGGAGGGGAGGAGGAGAUUGUGGUUGUUGUACAGUUUCUGGAUCCUGAUGGCAAUGGCAAGAUCACAUUUGAGGAAUUCUGUGAAGGAAUAAGACAAAUUUUAAAGAUUAAAGGAGAGUCUGACCUUCCUAUAGGUGCUAAACGUCUGAGUGGCAGCUUGAAUUAUCUCAGUGAAGAUACAUUAGUUCCUGAGGAAGAUAACAACAGCAAUGGGAAAAGGCAAGCAGUAUCGGGACAGGCGAGAGAACAAACUGAGACAAUCCAAACUCAGCUGUCCCAGGAGGCUGUCAUCAAAUGCACACGCCAGUAACCUGUACAACAGCAGCACUCACUCAGAUGAAAUAUUUGAUGAUAUUGAUGGCAACUUUGAUGAACUAAAUGAAAAGAUCCGCAAACUUGAGUCUCAGAUAGGAUUAUUAUCAGAAGGGCAGUUGAAAACUGACGACAAACACAACAAGUUAAAGGAUGAAAAUACAACUUUAAGAGAUAGAGUUCAUCAACUAGAAGAACAACUCCGAGAUGUUGAAGUAAAGUCUGCCACCCAGCUAACUCAAGAACAGCGAAGAUACAAAGAACAAAUGGCCAGGGCUGAGCGGGAGCGGUCCAUAGAGAUUGAAUCUCUGAAUCUUAGGUUACAACAUGUAGAAAAAGAAUAUCAAGAGGCCAAGGAAGAGGCUCCUAGGUUACGAGUAGAAUUAGAGAGAUUAAGAAGGGAUAAAGAAGACUUAGAAGAUAAACUUCUUGAAAGUCAGGGUGCUUACACAAGCUUACUAGAGGAUUACAAAAGACUACAGGAAAAAUAUCAACUCAGACAAGAGGAAUUUGAGCAUGAAAGAAGUGUUAGUGCCCAGAUGAUAGAAGAACUUAGUAAAGAAGUAGAUGAUCUCAGACGGUAUAAACAAGACGCAGAGAAGUGGAAGUUGCACAGAUCUUCCAGUCUUUCAGAGACAGAAGGAGGAAUAACCAAAGAAUUGGAAAAUGAAAUACAUAGACUCCAAGAAGAAAACAAAGCUCUCCAUGAAGUAAACGAUGACCUGAGUGCCCAAGUGAUGCAUCAUAGGAUAGCUGAGGGCCAGAGUCUUCUGAAUGGAACCAGAGAUGGACAGUCACUGGCAGCAGAGAUUGAGGAAUUGUCCAAAGAUGAGCUUAUGCAAGCCUUGAAAGACCAACGUGAUGUCAAUGCUGCACUGAGGGAAUAUGUAGAUAGGGUGUUAUUGUCUAUUAUUGAGAACAAUCCAUCCAUAUUGGAAAUCAAGCCAACGAAAAAAACCACAGAGAUGUUAAAGUUUCUGCAGAGUAAAUUCGGGGGUCGACAUCACUCCCACAGGGAAUCUGAAGCAAGAAUCAAGCUCCAGAAGGAAUUGUUUGCAUUUAAUAAGUGUACCUCUCAUGGAUUUCCGUCUCAUCCAAGUGCACUUGCAUAUGAUCCCAAGCUGAAACUCCUGGCCAUUGGCACCAAAAAUGGGGAAUUAAAAGUAUAUGGAAGCCCUGGAGUAGAGUUCUCUGGACAGCAUGCCACUGAUGCACCAGUCACCCAAGUACUCUUUCUACCUGGACAGGCUCGUCUCAUUACCCUGUGUGGUGAUAACACCCUCCACUUGUGGGAGAUCAACAUAGAAGAAGGAAAAUCUCUUCUGCAGAAAGUUAGAACGUUUGACCAGUUUGCCUCAGAUGGAGGAAAGCUGAAGACCGUGUCAUCUUGCUGCUUGACAGAGAAUGGAGAACAGUUGUUGUUGGGGACUGAAGGAGGCAAUAUCCACUUGCUUGAUGUCCUGUCCUUUAAGCUGCUCGACCAUAUUAUUUACCAAGAUGUUGUCAUGCAAAAUGUCCCAGACGACUUCAAAGUAAACCCAGGUGCCGUGGAAGCCAUUGCCCAGCAGCCAACUGAUCCUAACAAGUUUUUGAUUGGGUACAACAGAGGUCUGAUAGUAUUGUGGGACAACAAGGAAAGCAAUGCAGACCAAACCUACAACACGACCCAGCAAUUGGAGUCUGUUGCUUGGAACCGUGAUGGGGCGACCUUCAUGAGUGCUCAUGCUGAUGGCAGCUACAUUAUUUGGGGAACAGAUGACUCCACCAAACCAAAGGAGCAGGCCACUACACCAUAUGGACCUUUUCCAUGCAAAGCUGUCAACAAGAUCCAAUGGAAAAAAGCCAAAGCAGACAAUUUCAUCAUUUUCUCUGGUGGGAUGCCCCGUGCCAGCUAUGGGGACCGUCACACAGUCAGUGUCAUGCAAGGGACCAAUCAUGUGGUGUUUGACUUUACCUCUAAGGUGAUUGACUUUACUGUCCUCAGCUGCGGAGAUGAGCGUGCUGAUGACACAGAGGACAAGCCAGAAUAUGACGACCCCCACACCCUGGUGGUGCUUGCUGAAGAAGAGAUUGUCUUGGUAGACCUGCAGUCUGAGGGCUGGCCCACCUUCAAACAACCUUACCUGUCCAGCCUGCACUCGUCAGCCAUCACCUGCUCACAGGUGGUCACUGAUAUGCCAGAGGCUCUCUGGAACAAGAUUGCUGAUGCAGGGAAACAACAGCUGACCAACCUGUCAUCAAGGGAUUGGCCAAUUGGAGGUGGUAAGAACCUGGCAGAGGAUUCUUCUCUGACAAGAGACUUGCUGCUUACUGGGCAUGAAGAUGGAACAGUGCGUUUCUGGGACGCGUCCACCUCCUCCAUGUCUCUGAUGUACAAGAUGAGCACCACCCAGGUGUUUGGAGGAGAUGUCAGUCAAGCGGACCAGUCUGCUGCAGAUGGAGAGGAGGAAUGGCCACCUUUUAGAAAGGUUGGUUGUUUCGACCCGUACAGUGAUGAUCCUCGUUUGGGCAUCCAGCGCAUAGUGAUGUGUCCUCUCAGUGAGACACUGGUGGUCGCUGGGACAGCGGGUCAGGUGAUCCUCAUGCAGAUGGAGCGUGAAGAGAGAGAAACCGAGGUGAAGGCUGUCACCGUGAACAUAGUCAGUGACAGGGACAAUUUUGUGUGGAAGGGCCAUGAUGCAUUGCAGGUGAAGGAAGGGGAUAACAAGUUUGCUGCAGGCUUUCAGCCAUCUUGUGUGAUGCAGAUGUGGCCCCCUGCUGCAUGCACUGCCCUGGCUCUGCACUCAGAGUGGCAGUUGGUCACAGCUGGUACUGCUCAUGGAUUUGGUUUAUUUGAUUAUGCACAGAAAAAAGAAGUUGUAUCUAAGUGCACACUAAAUCCACAUGAUUUAACAGGCACAGGUGAGAGUGCCAUGUCAAGACGCAAGUCUUUCAAGAAGUCACUGCGUGAAUCAUUCCGCCGGCUACGCAAAGGCCGCAACAAGAAGGAGCCAAAGGCAUCCCCUGAAAAAGCAAAACCAGAGGAGAAGAAAGAGCAGAGUCCACAACCAACUACAGACCUAGAUGCUCCAGCUCCUGCUGCAGAGACGGCCCCAGCCACAGAGGGAGCUGCUGCUGCUGCCCCUGCUCCACCAGCUGCCGCUGCUGCCCCAGAGGAGCCCAAACCAGUGGAGAGGCAGAUUGAAGCAAGACCUGUUGACGACACAGCAGGGUCUAUGGUUCGAUGCCUCUACUUUGCUGAUACUUUCCUUAUCACACCUACAACCCACACUCCAACACUGUGGGCAGGUACAAACAAUGGCACAAUCUUUGUCUACAUGGUAACCAUCCCUGCCAAUGAUAAGAGGGAUUCUGAAGCAGUAUCAUCUACUCUAGCCAAAGAAAUUCACUUGAAACACAGAGCCCCUGUGCUGUCCAUUUGUGUGAUUGACCGCCAUGCAAACCCCCUCCCAGAGCCCCUGGAGGUACAGCAUGAGCGCGCCAAGGCCCCAGACAUGAAUGGCAAUCAUCAGUUGGUCAUAGCAUCUGAGGAACAGUUCAAGCUAUUUAGUCUGCCCCAGUUGAAAGCCUUGGGCAAGGAAAAAGUCACAGCACAUGAAGGAAGCAGAGUGCGUAAAGUGGGAUACAUCAACUUCAGGAGCAGAAGUGAUGAGAAUUACAGUGAAAACAAUAUUGUAUGUCUGACCAACCAGGGAGAGUUUGGUAUCUACACAAUUCCAAAUCUAAGGAGACAACUGAAAGCUAAUGCUAUGCGAAAAGAAGACAUCAAUGCAAUCCAGUCAUGUGUCUUCUCCAAGAAGGGUGAAGGGUUCUACUUGGGCUCCCCAUCAGAGUACAUCCGUUUUACUCUGUCAGCCCGCGAGAGCACAGAGCCCAUGUGUGCAGUGGAGUUACAGGAUGGUGUCAGACCAGCUCUUGUUGAACCAGAGCCUGAGCCAGAACCCGAACCAGAACCCGUGGCAGAGGCAGAACCCGAAGCUGCAGCUCCUGCUGAGGCAGAGGGAGAAGGUGCUGCUGCCAUCACAGAGCAGCAAGAAGGUGGUGAUGCACCAGCCGAGGGUGGCGAUGCACCAGCUACUAUCAAGAUAACCGAAACCACCACAGAGGAGACUGUAACAGAGAGUGGUGGUGUCACCAAAGUCACCACAACUACUGUGACAGAAACAUUAGAAACAUCAGCUGAUUGCUCUGCAGAUAUCACUGUUGACAGUAUCAAAGACUUUACAGAGCAGACUACAGAUUCUGGGGCCCCAGUCACAGAAGCGGCAGCAACAGGUGUAAACGCGGAUGAUGACACAAAAGCCGCUCAGGUCACUGAAGAGAGUAGUGAUGUAACCGAUUCCACAGAGCAACUAGAGGAGCUCAAGAUUCGUGAACCAGGAGAUGAGUGAGCAGUGUACAGGGAUAAUCUCUGCCAUAACAACAAGAUGGGAGGUUCCGUCUGCAAGAACCAGAACCACAAGGAACUGCCUUGAAGGACCACAAUUUUUUGCAAACUUUUUUUUAUCUUCAAAGUGCUCAUUUUGUCGAUGCUUCAGCUUAAAACUAGCUGGUUAUGUGUGCUAAAAGAGUGACAAAGUUUGUGCCUAAGCUUUAGCUAGACAAUGCACAAAUGACUUGGUAGUAUCGUGAAGCACUCAAAAAAUUAGGUUGGCCAGAUAUAGAAAUGCUUUUGAAUUUUUCGAGGACUUUGCUACAAGCAGACUAGAAAUGGUUCCAUAUAUCCAAACAGUUCAUUCUGAGAUCAAACUUUCAUUUAUAAAUGUGGUUGAUAGACUGAGGAAAUUUUUUUUAAACUGUAUACUUAAAUUGCUAGAUAGAAUUGUACAGAUGUAUACAGUAAUAAUGUGUGCACUACUUGCCUUACUUUUGUUUCACCAACUUUAAAUGUCAUAAUAAUAAUAAUAAAAAGGUUGUGCUUGUUUAUCUGUUGGGUCUCUUAUAAAGUAAGUUUUACAAAUGUAUAUGUUCUGUAUAAAUUGGAUUAAAUCAUGGCAAAGGAAAGACAUUGUUGAUGUUACCCUGUAAAGUGUUUGUUCUGUAUUGAAAAUCGGUCGACUGGUGUAGUGGUAUCUUGAUGUUAAAACGGAGGUCAACAUCUGCAAUUUCUUCCUAGGAAGUAAAACAAAUGCAGACUUUUACCAUUUCUCCACAAAUCUGUGUAUAGUAUUUGUUAUUUUCUUUGUCAAUUUGCCAUGUUAGCAGGAUUUUAGUGGUGUUUUAACUGGUAUAGUCAGUAACGACAGAUGUAGUAAUGGGGUAUCUAGAAUUUUAUUUUGUGAUAUAUUGCAUAUGUGCCUUCCAUUUUUUCAUUGCUUUUGAAUGUAGCUGUACAACUUAAUUGGUAAAUUUGUUCAUUUCAUUAGAAACAGAUGACAAAAACAUUUACUGACAUGCACAUCUUAAUGAAUUAUGAUAUCAAAUUGUUUUUAGUGAUGUGAACAAAUGGCUAAUAAAGUUUUUAACUAAAUCCA
Lingula anatina is the source of this 6030-nucleotide messenger RNA. Its product is annotated as lethal(2) giant larvae protein homolog 1. Gene Ontology annotation, molecular function: syntaxin binding; GTPase activator activity; myosin II binding. Gene Ontology annotation, biological process: regulation of establishment or maintenance of cell polarity; establishment of spindle orientation; regulation of Notch signaling pathway. Gene Ontology annotation, cellular component: plasma membrane; cortical actin cytoskeleton; cytoplasm. The record is from RefSeq and is a predicted model, not a curated record. Lineage: Eukaryota; Metazoa; Brachiopoda; Lingulata; Lingulida; Lingulidae.